CUUUCCUUCAAAGUCAAGCACCAACCCCAAACUAUGUUCUUCACUUAUUAUUACGUCCAUAAUGGCACGCAUUACACUCUCCCCAACACAUCAUUACAAAACACAACAUUGUUAACAAAAACAAGCAAGCAUCAACCAUCCUCAACUUCAACUCUCCAUCCAUGAUCACCACUUGUAUCACCAUAUCAAAAAAGAGAUUCAUUAAAUGAAACACAAAACUCUUUAGAGAGAGUUAGUUAUCAUUUCUGGUUAACAAAAGCAAGCAUCAAAGCAUUCAACCAUUGCCAUCCUUGAUCACUUGAAUUCAUCUCCAUCGAUCACACCAUUCACCAUGCUUCAUCUUCUUUACCUCUCCUUCUUGUGUUCCCUCCCCCACAUCGCACUCUCCUCCCAUUGCACCACCGAAACCACCACCAGAACGUUCGAAAAAUGCAUGAACCUCCCAACGCAACAAGCCUCCAUAGCGUGGACAUUCCACCCCCACAACUCGACCUUAGAACUAGCCUUCUUCGGAAGCUUCAUCUCGCCUUCAGGUUGGGUCGGGUGGGGCAUAAAUCCCACAUCGCCGGAGAUGACCGGAACACGUGCCCUAAUAGCGUUUCCAGACCCUAACUCGGGCCAAAUAGUGCUCCUACCUUACAUCCUGGACCCCACCGUGAAGCUCCAAAAGUCUCCCCUACUCUCUCGCCCGCUCGACAUCCACUUGCUCUCCUCCACCGCCACCAUGUACGGCGGCAAGAUGGCCACCGUGCACAACGGCGCCGCCAUCCAGAUCUCGGGCGCGGUGAAGCUUCAACCGAACAAGACGAAGAUUCACCUGGUGUGGAACAGAGGAUUGUACGUUCAGGGAUACUCUCCCACCAUUCAUCCAACCACUGCCACCGAUCUGUCUUCGAUUGCCACUUUCGACGUGUUGUCGGGUUCCUCCGCUCCACAGCACGCGGAUCUGACGGCGUUGAGAGUCAUCCAUGGCAUCAUUAACGCCGUCUCGUGGGGGAUUAUGCUUCCGAUGGGAGCCAUCAGCGCGCGGUACCUUAGGCACAUUCAGACACUUGGACCUGCAUGGUUCUAUGCGCAUGCAGGAAUACAACUAUUGGGUUUCGUUGUGGGAAGCGUUGGAUUUGGCAUCGGAAUCCGGUUGGGGCAACUCUCACCGGGAGUGGAGUACAGUCUCCACCGUAAGCUGGGAGUAGCGGUGUUUAGUCUUGGCGCGUUGCAAACUCUUGCUUUGUUAUUCAGACCAAACGCAAGGAACAAGUUCCGAAAGUAUUGGAAGUCGUACCACCACUUUGUAGGGUACUCGUGUGUGGUGCUUGGCUUCGUCAACGUCUUCGAGGGGUUCGAGGUUAUGGGUGCCAGCAGGUCCUACGCUAAGUUGACUUACUGCUUGGGCCUCUCUACUCUCAUCGGAGUCUCCAUUGCUUUGGAGGUCAACUCUUGGGUCGUUUUCUGUAGGAAAGCUAAGGAAGACAAAAUGAGGAGAGAGGGACUCAUUGGAACUUCUGAUAAAGGAAGUGCAAGUGGCAUUCAUAACUAGUACAGUAACAUCUUAAUUGCUCUUCAUUUCUCUUUCACUACAUUUUUCUGUGUGUCAAAAUUAUGAUUUUCAAAAAACAUAUAGUACUUAACAUUCCCUUGCUAGACGAGGUUUACUUAUGAGAGCAAUUUUAGAGGGAUGGUAUUCAUCGAUGUAAAUUCUGGUGUUGCUGUUGCUGUUGGGGAAGCAUUAAUGCCUUUGGACAUAUCAAAUCACAUGCUGUUGCAACUUGCAAGUUUAAACAUCUCUCCUCCGAAUGUCGAUGGAUUUCAGUUUUAUAAAUAAGUUUUAAUGUAUAUUUAGUAUUAUUGACGCAAAAUUUUCAUCCACAUUGAUCACAUUUAAUGAAAAUUUUCCUUUUAAUUGUAACUUUUUUUGUCUAUAAUAAUCAAAUAUGAGACUC
Molecule: messenger RNA, 1940 nt
Organism: Cajanus cajan (pigeon pea)
Lineage: Eukaryota; Viridiplantae; Streptophyta; Magnoliopsida; Fabales; Fabaceae
Product: Auxin-responsive family protein
Source: RefSeq, a predicted model, not a curated record